This is a messenger RNA of Zea mays, 1923 nucleotides long. RefSeq names its product tyrosine N-monooxygenase. The record is from RefSeq and is a predicted model, not a curated record. The coding region runs from base 91 to 1743 and encodes 550 amino acids. The transcript has 2 exons. Gene Ontology annotation, molecular function: oxidoreductase activity, acting on paired donors, with incorporation or reduction of molecular oxygen; monooxygenase activity; heme binding. NCBI's taxonomy places the organism in Eukaryota, Viridiplantae, Streptophyta, Magnoliopsida, Poales, Poaceae.
GCAGCCUCGCCCAGAUAACCACAGCUGAGCACAGAUCGACGUAGUUGCACCUCCCAACGCAACGCACCGUCGUCGUCGUCGUCGUCAAUCAUGGCGCUAGCACCUAGCCAUGCCCAUGCAUCACUUGCCGUCGCUCCAUUCACAGUACUUUGCACCUUCCUUGCCCUUGUUGCCUUAUUGUUUCUGCAUCGAUAUCGUCGAAGCAACGCAAGGCCGUCGAAGAAAACACGGCAGCUGCCGCCAGGCCCGGCCGGGUUGCCGAUCAUCGGCAGCCUGCACUGCCUGGUGUCGAAAAAGCCGGUGUUUCGGUGGGUUCACGGCCUUCUCAAGGACAUGAACACCAAGAUCCUAUGCCUCCGCUUCGGGGCCGUGCACGUCGUGGUAGUCGCCUGCCCGGAGAUAGCCCGCGAGGUUCUCAGGACGAACGACGCCGCCCUGGCGUCUCGCCCGGAGACAGACGCCUGCGAGCUGUUCAGCCUCGGGUACAAGGGCGCCAUCCUGUCGCCCUACGGGGAGCAGUGGAGGAAGAUGCGGCGGGUCCUCACCUCCGAGAUCCUGUCCGCGUCGAUGGAGCAGCGGCAGCAGCGGCGGCGAGCGCAGGAGGCCGACUACCUCGUCGCUUCCCUGUACAGCCAGUGCUGCAGCAGCGCCAGCGCAGCCGCAUCGUCGGCUGCUAGCUCCGCCGUCGUCGACAUACGCCAUGUAGCCCGCCACUUCUCCUGCAACAUGAUCCGGAGCCUCGUGUUCGGCAAGCGGCACUUCGGCGCCGGCGCCGGCCCGGGUCCUGAGGAGGUGGCGCACGUGGACACGCUCUUCGCGCUGCUCAACUACAUAUACAUCUUCUCCGUCUCGGAUUACGUCCCCGCUGCGUGGAGGUGGAUGGUUGCUGGCCUCGACCUUGGCGGUGACAGGGAGGCUGGCAGGAGCGUGAUGAGGACUCUGAGCAGGCUGCAUGAUCCCAUCAUACGGGAGAGGAUCCGUGAGUGGGACGGCCUUCGCGAACGCGGCGAGAAGAGAGAGGUCAGGGAUUUCCUUGACGCGCUCGUCUCUCUCGUGGAUUCGCAGGGGCGGCCUUUCUUGUCGUUCGACGAGAUAAAAGCGCAGACAGCGGAGAUGAUGUUUGCAACCAUUGACAACCCAUCGAACGCGGUGGAGUGGGCGCUGGCGGAGAUGAUGAACAGGCCGGAGGUGAUGAAGAAAGCAAUGGAGGAGCUGGACGCGGUGGUCGGCAAGGACAGGCUGGUGCAGGAGUCGGACAUCCCGGGCCUCAACUACCUGAAGGCGUGCGUGCGGGAGGCCUUCCGGCUGCACCCGUACCACGCUCUGAACCUGCCGCACGUCGCCAUGGAAGACACCGUGGUCUCCGGCUACCUGGUCCCCAAGGGCAGCCACGUGCUGCUGAGCCGGCUGGCGCUUGGGCGGAACCCCGACGUCUGGGACGAGCCUCUCCAGUUCCGGCCGGAGCGACAUCUGGUGAACGACGGCGACGUGGUUCUCACGGAGCCGGACCUUCGGUUCAUCUCGUUCAGCGCGGGCAGGAGGGGGUGCCCGGGGGUGUCACUCGGCAGCUCCAUUACGAUGAUGCUGUUCGCAAGGCUCCUCCAAGGGUUCGCGUGGAGCAAGCCUCCUGGCGUCCGUGCGAUCAGGCUCGAGGAAUCCAGCGCAAGCCUAGCACUGGCUGAGCCGCUCCUCUUACAAGCUCAGCCUCGUUUGCCGGUGCAUCUCUAUGCGGCGUCCGGUUAAUUAUUAUUAGCUUAUAUAUAUAUGAUAUCAAGGCUUUUUAUUACGUUUUAAUUUGGUUUAAGUAGUUGAUAUAUGUAAUAAGCUAAGCGGCCAUGGCGAGGCCAGCUGAUUCUCCCGACGACGUUUGUUUGUAUAUUUUACAAAAACUCCUGAAUAAGUCAUGAAGAUAUAUUUAUGUGA